This is a messenger RNA of Lampris incognitus (smalleye Pacific opah), 702 nucleotides long. It is a transcript of the gene dbi, whose product is annotated as diazepam binding inhibitor (GABA receptor modulator, acyl-CoA binding protein). Gene Ontology annotation, molecular function: fatty-acyl-CoA binding. Lineage: Eukaryota; Metazoa; Chordata; Actinopteri; Lampriformes; Lampridae. Bases 112 to 381 code for a protein of 89 amino acids. The transcript is spliced from 4 exons. The record is from RefSeq and is a predicted model, not a curated record. Gene Ontology annotation, biological process: fatty acid metabolic process.
AGGAGCGCUUGCGGUCGAGUGUGCAUAAUCGGCGACGGCGGAGUGGCACCGCUUCGAGCUGUCUGUCCUUUCGAACGGCAAGUGGGCCUCGCUGCGAAGGGUUUUGUAACAAUGGCCGAUCUUAAGGGUAAUUUUGACAAGGCGGCUGAUGAGGUGAAGAAGUUGAAAGCAAAGCCUGAAGAUGCAGAGAUGCUUAAGGUCUAUGCCCUGUUCAAGCAGGCCACUGUGGGUGAUGUCAACACUGCUCGCCCUGGGAUGCUGGAUUUCACUGGGAAAGCCAAAUGGGAUGCCUGGGAGAAGAUGAAAGGAAAGAGCCAGGAGGAUGCCAUGACCGAGUAUAUCAAGUUCGUAGAGGAGCUGAAGGAGAAGUAUGGAAUCUAGUCGUAACAUGAGCAUGAACUGCCUGGUCACCCACUGCUGUCUGUGCAAAAACGCUGUCUAUGAACAGCACUGCGGUCAGCCCACGGCUUGCCCAUGUGAAAUGCCUUAAAUCUGACAAGUGUGCCCUGUGCUACUGUGUUGCGCAAUGCAUGUGAAAUCCCGGGGGGGACCACCAAGUGGUCCUGCAGAGAUUUUGGGGAAUGAGCACCACCUUUGGAAAGACAGAAACCGUCCUCCACCAGCAAACAAUAUUGUACAGUCACUGAACUCUUGUCCUAUGAAUAUAAAAGCCAGACCUCUUGUUUUGAGAAAAAACAAAAA